UGUCCUCAGGGACCUGCUGGUGGCGGCCAUCGUCCACUGCAAGCACCACAGCCUCAUCGCGCCAGGUAGCAGGCGAGGCCCGGUCCACAGGUGUCUGUGCGUGAGCGGCUGCUGGGUGGGGCUCACGGAGCCGCUCCUGCCCGCUGAGGGUGUCUGUGUGCAAGCGUGUGAGUGGUGCCUCCCGCGCACAGGGUGGCAACGUCCUCUGUGGUGACUGCACGCGCAGGCGUGUGUGCACGUGUGUGAUCAGUGUGCGCUGGGGCAUGGAAGUCGGGAGACCUCACUGAGGUCCUCCAGCUCCAAAUGCCCCUGAGAAGAGUGAUGCUGUGUCCGGAGUCAUGUGUGUCUGCCCUGGGGUUUCCACGGAGCCACUCCUUCAGUGGCUGGAGUCUGGGGCAGCCGCUUCGCUGGCAGACUUCCAGGAGGGUCUCCCACUCGGCUCUGGGCAGGUGGCUCUGGUACCAGUCAUGGCCUGUGACUUUGAGGCUAUCACAUCCCCACUUCCAGUGCUGGUCACGUGGUAUCGGGAGGAGGGGUGUGUGUGCCUGCCCGUGUGCACGAGUGCAAGGGCGUGAAUGCGUGUGUGUGUGUGUGUGUGUCUUAUCAGCUUACGGCUGAGCUGCCUGUUGGUGUCUUGAGCCCGAAGUAGGCUCUGAAGUUUCCAAGCAGGCAGGAGCUGGCCUCAGUCUUCCUCGAAGGCCUUGCUGAUACAAUCCAGGGUGAGCCUGAGCCCAGGGCUCCUUCCGCAGGGCUGCCUGGACUUCAAGGGUGGCUGGGAGGACAGGGCUUGGCCCGUGCAGGGGUCAGGAUGACAGGGACCCUGAGUGGUGCAGCCAUCCUCCGGGGGCUCAGAUUGUCCUGGAGAGGAACUGGGGACCGGAACAGAAUGUCCUGCUUCCCUUGGGAGGGGAUCACGUGAGUCAUCCCAGUCCUCACGGGGCUUUGUUGCCUUGAGUCACCUCCCCAGUAUUUCUCUGACCCUGGUGUCCACCAUGAGGUCAGUGGGUGGGGUGGUCAGCUCGCCUUCCCGAGAGGCCGUGACCUGCAGAGGGCUGCCCUGCCCUGGGGCCCGCCUGGAGGCAGGGCACCGUCUGUGGGUUCUCGGGGAGGGUGUGCUGCCGCCACGCACAGCCAGGCCUCCUGUCUGCGCCAGAGGGCCCGGACGGUGGAUUCGAACAGAAGCCUCCCCAGAGCUGUCUGGUGUCCUGGGGUGAAUGAUGGGCCUGACUUCGGCGUGUCAGCCUCUGGUGCUCCCGGCAAGCCUUCCCCCUGCCCCGACCCCAGCAUCUUCUGAACCUCUAAUCACGCCGGCCGUGGCGUGGGGAUUUGUGUCUUCUUUCCUGAAGUCACCUGGUCCUGUCCGCUGCGGCCUAAUGCCCACCUGGGAGAUGGGGCUACCCUUUGGGGUGAGCAGGAGGCCCUGCCAGGCGCUGGCUCGUUAGGAUUCAGUCUGAGCUGCUCACACCCCAGAGUGUGCCCUGGGGAAGCAGACCCGAUACUGCAGGCCGCGCCCACGGCCCCGAAGCCGCGCUGGGCUGGGUGGCAGGGACAUUCCGGGCGUUGCUUCCUGACACUUACCUUAAAAGGGAGGCGGCAGCAGCCCAGGUGACGGGGUCAGGCUGCCCCCACCCUGGGAACCGGUGAGGCCAGCCUGGGGCUGGUGCAGGCGUGGCUGCCUUCCAGGCCGCCUGGUCAAAGGCAGGAGUGUGUGUGGCCGGGCAGACGAGGUGUGUGGCCCCCAGAGGCGGCUCUGACUGGCUGCAUGGAGGGGCCCCUCCUUCUCUCUCACCGCCGAGGAAUGGGCUGCCUGGGCGGCAGGGCCAGGGUUGCCCUGGGGUGGGUUCCAGAGGGGUUCCCAGAGCUGCCCGACAGGAGAUUGUGGGUGCUGAGGCUCCACACAGCGGGGCCAGGCUCUCUCCGGAAGGGCGGUGGGAUGGUGGGAACGCAGGCCCUGUGCUCACUCACGAGGGGGCCGUUCCCAAGGCACAGGCCAGGAUUCCCAGGGACACGCCAGCUGCCUGGGCCAGCCCCUCUGACCCUGCACCCUGGCCAGGCAGCCUGGGGAGGGGAGGGGCGGCCUCUCCCCCGCCCUGGGCCUGUGUUGGGCAGGGCUGUGCAGUUGCCUGCACUCACCCUGAGUGUUCCGUCACCCUCCUCACCCUCCUCACUCUCAGGUAUUUGUUUUGGGGGCGGGUAGGGCGCCUGUGGCAGAGGCUAGAGAGCCUGGGACUGGCCAGAACCCCCAGCCCCAGCCCCAUCACGCCCUGGAAGGGCCCCUCCGGGGCUCUGAGCUCCGAGUUAGGGAAGAGGGCACUGCGUUGGGCCUGGGGUGGGGUCUGAGUAAGGAGUGGAGUGGCAAGCUCUUGACCAGAGUGUGCCGCCUGUGGGGUGACAGAGGCCAUGGGGCUCUCGGGCAAGGGCUCUCUGGGAAGCGCGGGACUCAGGCCUGGUCAGGAGGAGCGGCUGGGCUCGGGCGCUGUGAGCCUGCUGGCCUGGGCAGCCCAGAAAGCAGGUGGCCGAGCCGGGUCGCUGCCGCCAGCCGCUGUGGCCUCGUCUCUCCACGGGAACUGAGCCUGGCCUGGGCCUGUCCCUCCCUCUGCGCAGCUGCCCCCAUCGUGUGGACUGGUCCCCUAGACCCGGGUGCCACAUGGCUUCCUGUGCACGCAGUGGUUUGAGUGGCAGGGGGCUCUCGGGAAGCUUCCAGGGGUGGGGGAACGGGGGAGAAGCUCUGGGAAAGAGAGGCCCAGCCUGGCUUCACCCUCUCCAGCUCUGGGGGGCGGUGGGGGGGAGCCCUGCUGGCCCCAGCCUGGGCUGUUCGUGCCUCCUUCCCGAAGGCAGCAGAGAAGCCCGGCCGCUGUCAGCAGGUUCGCUGAACGCGGCCAGCCUGAGGGAGGAGCGGCUACACCUGUCCUUGCUGGUGUCCAGCGGCUGGAGGACGAUCAGCUUCCACGUGGUGCCGGUGGUGAGAAGGAGGCGUGGGGUUCCUGCACUGGAGGGGGCCCAGCAGAUGCCUGGACUCCCUGAGGGCAGCCUGAGAAGGGUCCUCAGCCAAGGGGUGGACCUGGUGCCGGCCAGCGCCCAGCUCUGGAGGACCUCCACUGACUACCUGCUCACCAGGCUGCUGGGGGAGCUGGGCUCCCUGCAGGGCCAUCGCCUGGACAGUCUCUCCGUCCUCGACCGGGUGAACCACGAGAGCUGGCGAGACGGUGGCCAGACCGACGGCCUGACCUUCGGCCACCUGAAGGGACGCCUCCCUCUGGGGGUUCCCAGGAGAGUCCAGGCCCCGCUGCCGACCGCUUCCUGGGCUGCAGAGAGAUUCUGGCACAACUGUGUCCUCCUGGAGCUUUGUAACAUCAAUGCUGAGGACAAGGAACAGGCAGGGCCGGGACUCCGGCCCCCCCCAACCCCGGGAAGCAGACGGCGCUGCUGUGGGCCUGCGCGCUCUUCCCGGCGCCCGAGGACUGGGCGGAGCUGCAGGGCGCCGUGUACCGCGUGCUCGUGGUGCUGCUGUGCUGCCUGGCCACGCGGAGGCUGCCCCACUUCCUCCACCCGCAGCGCAACCUGCUGCAGGGCAGCGGCCUGGACCUGGGCGCCGUCUACCAGCGCGCGGAGGGCUUCGCCAGCCAGCCCGAGGCCGCCCUGCGCAUCCACGCCACCCACCUGGGCCGCAGCCCCCCGCCGCGCGUCGCCUCCGGGCUCAAGGCGCUCCUGCAGCUGCCGGCCAGCGACCCCGCCUACUGGGCCACCGCCUACUUCGACGUCCUGCUGGACAAGUUCCAGGUCUUCAACAUCCAGGACGAGGACCGGAUCUCUGCCAUGCAGGGCAUCUUCCGGAAGACCAGGACGCUGAGCAGCGAGGAGAGCUGAGCUGGGCCGCCUGGUCUUGGCCGCCCAUUCACGGCCGCCCCACAGACUGCACCACACCACGGGAGGUCCCGGGGCAUCCGGGAGAAGGAAUGGGCUUCUCAUGGGGGGUGGUGGAGGGAUUUUGUCCCCAGGAGUGGCCUCUGAGAGUCUUUCAGUGCCUGGCGAGGCAGGGCAGGCCUCCUGGAGCACCUCGUCCCGGGGCGAGGGCCUGAGGCAGGUGCCACGCUUUCCACGUGCUGCCUGUUGACCCAGCCACGUGGUGUUGACAAGAAAGCUGCAUUGGCUGAGACCUGGGGCUGAGCGCCUGGCCCUGCCUGCGCCCUGUGCCGUUCCUUGGUGAUGAAAUGCUGUAUAUUUGGUCUUGAAUAAAUGAAUGUGCGGGGUGUACGCAGCAGAAAA
Saimiri boliviensis boliviensis (Bolivian squirrel monkey) is the source of this 4266-nucleotide messenger RNA. The record is from RefSeq and is a predicted model, not a curated record. Lineage: Eukaryota; Metazoa; Chordata; Mammalia; Primates; Cebidae.